GGCUCUAUAUAGAGUUAAGUUCCAUGGGCCAUGGAAUUAGUGCACAGUAGCUAACAAUGGAGAUUGAGGUAGAAGUUAUCUCCAAAGAGACAGUCAAACCCUCUUCUCCAACUCCGCACCAUCUUCACCAUUACCAAUUCUCCUUUCCAGAUCAAUUAUCUCCAUCUGUCUAUAUCCCUUUGAUCUACUACUACGAUAUUCUUGAUCACAAACUUGGCAACAGUGAUGUCUUCAGCAACCUGAAAUCAUCUUUAUCUAAGGUUCUCUGUCAUUAUUAUCCAUUAGCUGGCUGCCUUAAACACAACUAUGUAGACUGCAACGAUGAUGGUGUGGUUUUCUUGAAGGCUCAAGUCAGUUGCCAACUCUCACAAUUCAUCCAAGAGCCACUUCUUACUGAGCUCAAUAAAUUCCUCCCUUAUGAUCGUCAGAAACAAUAUGGGCUUGAAAAUUCAGUCCUUGCCAUCCAAGUCAACUUCUUUAACUGUGGCAGUUUUGCCAUUGGUGUGCUCAUUUCACACAAGAUUGCAGAUGCUUCAUCAAUGAUCACGUUUAUCAAGAAUUGGGCUGCUACCGCUCGUGGAGAAAGCGCCAAUUUUUGUCCACAAUUUGUGUCUGCCAUCCUCUUCCCACCUAAAGAUGUAGGUGGGUUAUCUAGCACAGAAGCUGUUCCCACAAAGGAAAAUAUUGUGAUGAAGAGGUUUGUUUUCAGUGGCUAUAAAAUAGCUGCUCUCAGAGAAAAAUAUUCUGAUAAACCCACCUUAGAAGAUAACAAGAUACAUCCAACGCGUGUGGAGGUGUUAUCAUCUUUUAUAUGGAGUCGUUUUGCUGCCUCCACUGGAACAAAGAUUGGGUUUGAAAGGCCUUACAUGCUGGUUCAAGCAGUGAAUUUGCGUAAGAGGAUGCAUGAGCCACUACCAGAUGAUUCAUUUGGGAAUAUAGCUGGACCGUCUGGGAUAAUUGUUUCAGAGGAUUCAGAAUCGAAAGAUGUCUAUAGUCUAAUCAGAAAGUUUAGAAAUGCAAUAAGCAAAAUCAACGGGGAUUAUGUGAUGAAACUGCAGGCUGGCGCCAUGGAAGACUUUGGUUUUUCUGUAACGAAUGAUGAAAGAUUGAACAAAGCAGAGAUGGUCAACUUCUGGUAUUCAAGUCUUUGCAGGUUUCCUGUGUAUGAAGCUGACUUUGGGUGGGGGAGGCCAAUAUGGAUAGCUUGGGGUGGCUUGCCUUACAGGAAUUUAGUCACUUUAAUGGACACCAAAGAUGGAGAUGGAAUUGAGGCAUGGGUUCACAUGACAGAAGAAGACAUGGCCAAAUUUGAAAAUGACCACCAUCUGCUUUCUUAUCUUUCUCCAACCUCAAACCCAUAAUAUUUCUAUUUUAAUGAAUAUAUUUAUAUAUAUUUGGAAUAAAUAUUUGUGCUUAUUUGA
Mangifera indica (mango) is the source of this 1421-nucleotide messenger RNA. RefSeq names its product stemmadenine O-acetyltransferase-like. Bases 57 to 1361 code for a protein of 434 amino acids. The record is from RefSeq and is a predicted model, not a curated record. The transcript has a single exon. NCBI's taxonomy places the organism in Eukaryota, Viridiplantae, Streptophyta, Magnoliopsida, Sapindales, Anacardiaceae.